ACUCAGCGAAGGGUAUGACUACCAGACCCCCUUUGAAUCACAAUGAGUUCGCGGAGCCAACUUAUUGUCAUCGCCCGGAAUCAGCGUAUAGGGGAUUCAGUGGAGGAAACGCCAUGGGAGGGGACGGAGGAAGAGGCGGAGGAGGUGGACAAAGUCGCGCUUUCGGUUGCGAGGAGGUGGAUAAGCAGCGGUUAGAGGCUGUGGAUGCGAGGGGAUCGAGUCAUUGCGUGGACGAGCGAGCAGCCGCCACGUGGAUUUAUCCGUCCAAUUGCGAGCUUCGCCAGUACCAGUACGAAAUCGCAGAGGCAGCUCUCUUCGCCAACACCCUCGUGUGCCUUCCCACCGGCGUGGGGAAAACCCUCAUUGCCGCCGUUGUCAUGGCCAACUACUACCGCUGGUUCCCGCACGGCAAGAUCGUGUUCAUGGCUCCCACGCGUCCUCUGGUGCUGCAGCAGAUCCGAGCAUGCCACAACGUCGUCGCCAUCCCACAGGUAGGACCGUUCACUGCUGAAAACAUCCCACUUUCCCCAUCAGCUUCAGCUUAUCUCACCUUAGUAAUGAGAGCACACAAUGCACAUGACGGGGCAGAUGGCGCGGGAGCAGAGGGCGCAGCACUGGAGGGAGCAAAGAUGGCGCGGGAGCAGCGUGCGCAGCACUGGAGGGAGCGGCGGGUAUUCUUUGUCACGGGGCAGGUGCUGCUGCAGGACAUGGUGCAGUGGGGUGAGUGGUGGUGCAGUGCGCUCAAUAAAGCUGGUGUUGCGUUCAGAGUUCUUGCAUUGACCGCCACUCCUGGAUCCCAGCUGCCCAAGGUACAGGAGGUGGUGGACAAGCUGGCCAUAUCGCUCAUAGAGUACCGGGGAGACGAUGACCCGCAAGUUGCCCAGUACAUGCACAAGCGCACCGAGCAAGUCAUCAAGGUGCGGAUGCACACCACAGUAGCGGAGGUGGAAAAGCUGUUUGCUGUAAAGCAAAGCGAAUUCAUUUCCAUCCAUCUCUCCUCCGCUGUCGCUCAACCUCAUAUCUCUCGCUCACUUCCCCCUCCCCCCUUCCCCUUCAUGCAGGUGCGAAUGCACACAGCAGUGGCGGAGGUGGAGAAGCUGCUGCUAGCGGAGCAGAGGAGGUGCCUGGAAUCCCUCAAUCGCCUGGGCCUUGUGUCCUCGGCGCUCGUAUCCUCCAGCAAGCUGCGCAUGCUCCAGGAGCAGCGGGAGAUAGCCAGCCGCCCCAAUCAGCUCAAGGCCUUCCCCUCUUGGCCUCUCACCCUUCCCCCGUCUCGCCCCCUCCCAGAUGGUGUCCUCUCACCAGCUGCGCAUGAUUCAGGAGCAGCGGGAGAUCAGCCGGCAGCAGGAGGCAUGGGCCCUGUACUAGAGACGCUCAUGUAUCUCCGUUCCCCUCUCUCUCCCCUGCCGCCAUGCUCUUCUCUCCCAGAUGGUAUCCUCCCACCAGCUGCGCAUGAUCCAGGAGCAGCGGGAGAUGAGCUGGCAGCAGGAGGCAGCAGCGCGGGGCUUUGGAGCAGCGCCCAUGGGGGGCAGGGAGGCAGCGGGGGCUAUACUAGAGAGGCUCAUGCUUUUCCGUUUCCCCUUCUUUUCCCAGAUGAUGUCCUCCCACCAGCUGCGCAUGAUCCAGGAGCAGUGCCGUUGGCUGCAGUGGUGAGGGAGGAGAAUAUGCACAAGGCGUUGACCAUCAUGCGUCGCACUGUGGGAGGGGACGUUGGGGGGAAGGCCGGCAAGGGAAGGCAUGGCAAUGCCACGUCAUCAGCUUCCACGUCAGCUGCCAGGGGUGGCCCGUCGUCUGCUGCAGCGGCUGCCAUCUCUCCGAAGCUGGUGGAGUUGGAGAAGCUGCUGCUGCUGCACUUCAGGGAGGCCCAGCAGCGUGGCACAGGUGACACGAGGGCCAUCAUCUUUUCCACCUUUCGAGACAGUGUGCAGGAGGAGGAUGGGGAGGAGGGAUGGGACGCUGAGGCAGAGGAUUUAGGAGAGGGAAUUGUACAUGAGGAGCAAGAGAGGGCGGAAGAGGAAGGGGAUGAAGGGGAGGAAGGAGCAGGGGAGGAGGAGGGGGACUUGGAAGUGAGGAAGCGGUUGAUGGGCCAGUCGCAGAAGCAGCAGCAGGAAGUGCUGGAUGUGAGUGUCUCAUGGUCACAGCUUCCUCCCUUUACCAAUCUCCUUAUCCUUCUGCUGCUGUCCCGUUUUCCCAGUUUUUUCACUAGUGUCUCUCGUUUCUCUCUCUUCUCCCAUCAGGGCUUCAAAGCAGGGACGUACAAUGUGCUUGUCUCCACGACCAUUGGGGAGGAGGGGCUGUACACAAUGUGCUUUUCUGCCGUUCCCUCUUGCAUCUUCUGUUCCUCCGUAACUUCUCUCUAUCAGGGAUUCAAAGCAGGAACGUACAACGUGCUUGUCUCCACAACCAUUGGGGAGGAGGGGCUGGACAUAUCCCAGCUGCCGCAUCGCCUGCCAAAGCCCGCUGUUGCCAUCGUCAACAUCCAGCCGCCCGCCUUCAGCCCGCCUCGCUCCAAACGACGCCGUCCCUCGUCAUCCCCAGCCUCCCUCGAUCCCUCCGCCAAGAAAGCCCGGGGGAAGAGAGCAAGUGGAGUAAGAGCAGCAUCAGAAGGAUCCCCCAUUCCAGUGACCCAACUGCUGUCAGCUGAAGCAGAUGCUCUCUCCAGGUAUCCCUCCCUGCUGAAGCUUGUCCAGCCGGCUGCUAACUGGCUUGGUGGCGGUUCUGGUGGCGGGGAGGAGGUGAGAUGGAAGCCUAGCCUUACGGGGUUCCUGUCGGCGCAGACGCAGCGAAUGAGGACGUGCCAGGUGGCGCAUUCGGAUAGGUCGGAGCGGAUGCUGGUGGGGACACUGAGGAUACUGCAGGGGACGGGAAGCGAUGUGGGGUUGGGGAGGGAUGGGGGGACGGGAGGGGACGUGGUGACAGAAAGGGAUGUGGGGAUGGGAAUAGGUGCAGGCACUGGAGGGAGCGGGGGGACAGGAAUGCAUGUGGGGAACGAUACGGAUUCGUGGAAGGGAGUGAAUUUGGAAAAUUCAUUUCAUGGGAGGACGGAAUCCAGAUUGGGAGGAGCACCGUGGUGGCACACGAGAGGAGGGCUUGAGUUGAAGCAACAGGGCAGCGGAAGGAAGGCUGUUGUUGGAGCGAGAGUUGGAGGGGGUAGAGGUGGUGAGAGACACACGAGGGAGCACCAGGGAGGGGAAUGGGAGGGUAGUGAGCAGGAGAAGGGUCAUGGGGAGGGUUGUGCCCUGGACAGGGCCGUUGAGAGUGGUGGGGAUGGUGUGGUUGGUGGGUUCUGCGCUGUUGGUAGGGGUAGUGGGCAUAAUGACGAGGUGGAGGGUGGUGAGAUGGAGGAGAAUGGGUACGUGGGGUUGGAUGAGUAUGAAGAGCCAACGAUCUGGAGGUAUGUUGGCGGGGUGGAGGAGGGUGGUGAAGGCUUGGAGCCGCAGGAUAGGGCGGAGCAAGGGGAUGGGAGGGUUGGGAAUGUCAAUUGCAAGAGUGUGUGGAGGGAGAACGAUGCCUGGAUGGAUGCGGUUGUACAGAAGGAGACUUGCAUUGGGGUUGAUGUGGGCAGGGGCAUGGAAUCCGUGAGAGGAGUGGGAGUUGCGGGAGGUGGCACGGCGGCUGAAUCUGGACCGUCGGGGCAGAAGGGCAUGCUUGCAGUUGGUGGUGCAGUUGGCAGAGCACAUGGUUCAGGGGAGAAGAGGAGGGGGGAUGCGGGCCACGAGCCUAAUGGUGAGGUGCAGGGCCCAGGCUCAAAGAGCAGGGAGGCGGGCGUGUGUGCAGCAGAGCAGAAUGACACGGAAGCAGCUGGAGGAAGGAAACCCUGCGAGAUGGUGGUGAUGACACAGGAUGGUGGGGAGGAUGCGGGAAAUGGUGCUGGUCGUGGUGGUGGUGAUGGUGAUGAUGGUGCUGGUGGUCGUAAUGACUGGGAUUCGCAGAGAGAAAGCAGGGUUGGGCCUGAACCAGUGAGUGGAGGCAAAGGUGUAACAGUAACGAAGGGCGCAGAAGAGGAGACGCUCAACUCGCCUCAGCAGCGCUCAAGAACCCUCAAGAGGCUACGGAGAGGCCGGCAGGCAGGCAGCAGCAGUGAUGGGUGCAUGGUAUUUGGAGGCGGUAGUGGUGGGGGCAGUAGCGAAGCACGGGGCAGUGGUGAAGCAUGGGGAACGGAGAGGAGAGGCGGUGGUGGGAGGGACAGCCCAGGGGCCAAGGGAGGGAGGCUCAGGGAUGCUGUGGGCACGAGCAAUGGCAGUACUUAUGGUGGAAGGGGCAGGAGAGGGAGAGGCAAGGCGAUGGCUCGAAGGGUGCUGGACUUCAUUGAUGAGGAGGCUGAGGAGUCGGACCGUGAUGCCACACAGGAAAGCCAAGAGGAUGCUGACGUGGCAUGGGCGGAUGAUGACAUGGCGGAUUUCAUCCUACCCGUGGACCACUUCUCCCCACCACCACGACGCCAAAAGCACAGAGAAUCCAGACCGACCAACCACUUGCAGCCAGCAGAUCAUCUCAAGCCUACUGCACAUCCCAGCAGCAACAGAGGCACAGCCACACCCUUUGGCUGCCAUGCCCCAGCCUCAGGAACCAUCCCAGCCUCUUCAACCCACCCCUCCAGCACCUCUUCCCCACACUCCCCUAGUUCCUUUCCCCACCCCUCUCCCAGUCCCCCAUCCCCUCGCCGCUCUCUCCUGCCGCAAUUUGCCUCGUCUCCACUUGGGCUUGCCGCCCGCAACGCCAACAAGAUGCGAUUCCUGCCGCCCAGAAGAGACUCUGUGCCGCCCAGAGUGCAUGCUGCAUCAGCCCGUGCACAUUGCCUGCCACCCAGUGCGCGCUCUGCGCCACCCAGUGCGCACUCUGCGCCGCCCAGUGCGCACUCUGCGCCGCCCCGGUGGCAUCAAGGGGAUGCGAGGGAGGGGACGGUGAGCGGCAGUGGAUUAGCUGAAGGCAGGAGCGGGCAUGGCGUGCAGCAUUCCGAUCCCCAUGCACGUGACUGUACCGAGCGUGAACGUGCCUGUGAGUAUAACGAGGGUGAACGUCCAUGCGCGACCAUUGAGGAUGAACAUGGAUGUGACAAUAAUGCGGGCGAUCGAAGUCGUGACACUAACAAGCGGGAGGCUGGAUGUGAUAUCAACGAGGGAGAGCGUGCAUGUGGGAGUGAAGGGGAGGAGGAUAUAUUUGAGGGGAUAGAUCUGGAUGCUCUGGAAGCAGAGGCAUGGGCGAGCAAGAGCAGAGGCGGAGGGGGAGGAAGUGGGAGCAGUGUGGGAGGAGGCAGAAGAGAUGGAAGGAUGAGUGGGGGUACGGCUAUCUCUUCAGCAGCAGCGGGACCUUCGUCCCAAUACUCGCCAGCAACAGCAGCAACAGGAGCAGCUACGCGCCAAGCAUUCCCAGCCACCCCCCCACACACAGCUGCCUCUGUUCCAACACCAGCAUCACCCACCAUCCCUCCCCAAUCUGCCCUCUCUGCACAACCCCGUGCAACGCUCCCUGACGCGUCUCACAACGCAUCUCAUGCGUUCCCUGGCGCAUGUCACCCAACUUCCCCUGCAAUUACCCCUCGCGCAGUUGCUGCCUCAGCAGCGCAUGCAGCUCAACUCAAGGACGGCUUGGCUGUGGCGGGUACACCUGUUGCUCACGACAAACCUGUUUGUGAGGAGCAGUGUGUCGGUGGGGAUGAGGUGUUUGGGGACAUUGAUCUCGAUGCAUUGGAGGCAGAGGCAUUGCAGAAGAGCCAGCACAAGAAGCAGCGGGCGGUGGCGACUUUUGAGGCGCGUCAGAGUGAGGUGUUUGGGGGCAUUGAUCUUGACGCGUUGGAGGCAGAGGCAUUGGAACAGAGCCAGCGCAAGCGGUGGGGGGCGGCGCCGGCAAGUGAGGGGACGGUGAAGGGGAGGGUGGUGGUGGUGGAACGGGGUGUUGGGGCAGGAGUGGAAGGAAGCUUGUCGUUGUCACCGCAGUGGUGUGCUUGUGUCGCGGUUGCUGCAGUUUCCUCGGCUGUACACGUGGAAGGCAGAUCGCGAAUGGCGGAAUUGACUGGACGGAACGACGCUGAAACGUCAGGGGGUUCUAACGGCGGAGAAGAGGGCGCAAUAAAUUCUCAGACGUGUCGAAUUGCGUCAGGUGGUGAUAGUAGGGGGGCAGCAGAGGCUGUAACGAGGUUUGCAGAAAAUUCGGACGCUCCAGGAGGCAGUAAGGGGGAAGACGUGGCGGUAACGAGUUCAGCGCCAAGGGGCAGUGGGGGAGAGGCGGAGGGGGGACAAUGGAAGGAGAAAGCGCUUAAUCUUGAAAAGGCGGUGGGGAUGCUGCAAGCGCGGGUGGCGGAGCUUGAGAGGGCUUUGGAGAAAGAGCGGACGGAGCGCGCGGCGGAGCGGAGAGGGCGGAUCCGCGCGGAGCAGCAGCUGCGCACCCGCCUGCUCGCCCCCGCCGCCGCUGGGCCCUCGUCGUCGACUGUGCGCGCACACGGCGCGCUCGCCGCUGAAUCGCCGCAAGAAGGAGACGCGCAUGGCGACGGGCCUGGCGACGCGCAUGGCGACAGCAAUGGCGUUACAGACAGCGACGCUAGAGACCAGUCAGACGGCUGUGACGUGGCGGUGACUCAGCACGGGCGUCAAUCCUCACAGGAACAGCGCGGGCAGGAAAACGGGCAGGAGCACGGGCAGGAAAACGGGCCUGAACACGGGCAGGAACGCGGGAGUGUUGGGCUCAGCACUUACCCCAUGACUCCCAUUGGCGUUAUCCGCUCCUGCUUCUCUACCAGGAAUGGCACGCCACGUCAGCCACUGCUGGUGCCAGCAGCGCGGGCCUAUCUGGAGCUGCCACGUGGCGGGGUGGCGCCAGCAGCGCUGCAGGGAUUGGAGGGGUACUCGCACUGCUGGCUGCUCUACGUGUUUCACGCCAACACGGACAUUCAGAGGCUCUGGUCCGACCCCCACCACCGCAAGUUCCGUGCCAAGGUCCGGGUGCCGAGGCUGCAAGGGGGAAAGCUGGGAGCGCUGGCAACGCGCACGCCGCACCGUCCUGUGCCCAUCGGGCUGAGCAUCGCCAAGGUGGAGCGCGUGGAGGGGCGGCGGGUGCUUCUAUCUGGAGCGGACUUGGUGGAUGGCUCUCCUGUGUUGGAUAUCAAGCCGUAUCUGCCCUACUCAGACGCAUUGCCGUCUGCCACUGUGCCACAAUGGGUGGAGCCAUCAGGAGAGGGCGAUGGCAUGCACAUGGCGUCAGUCUCCUUCCAUCCCGCCGUCUCCACACAGCUUCAACAUGCAUGGUCCUCCCAGAGCCACCGCUCGUUAUACUCACACCCUGACGACCUGCAAGAGCUUUGCCGGCAGCCUUGCUUUGCGCAAUCCGUCUCCGUCUCCGUCUCCGUCAGGUGCUGCGACCAAUCCAAAGCCAUGCUGUCCGUCAGCAACGCUGCAGCCGUCGCUGCUAAUACCUUCUCCAACGGUGCUGCAAGAAUUGCCGUCUCUCGUCGGGGACUUGAACCCGCGUUGACUGGACGAUCCACCACCAAGAGCGCGAGUCUGACAGGUAAACGCGGCGCAUCACCGGCCGUAACGGUGUUCUGCUCCGCGAACCCCCACACCGGCGCGUCCACGUCAGCACCGUCCGCGUCAGCUCCGUCCACGUCAGCAUCAGCCAUGACAUCUGACAGCGGAGAAGCGGCUUCGUUCCGGCAAAUGAGUCCGGAGGAGCAUUGGUGGUGGGGUACCCCUGACUACCUGAUGGGUAACUGGCACGGCCAGUGGCGAUCGUGGAAGCCGAUGCAAUCAACGGACGAGAUCAGAUCCAUGAAAUCCGUGCGGAAAUUGUGGGCCACGUCACCCGAUCUCAGCAGCUUUGCCCACAUGAACGACUGGUACGACCACCAGGGCGAAGUUUCCAAGCAACCGCCCAGGCAGGGCGUCCAGUGGGACAUGUCCCUGGCAGAGCACAGCCUGCCAGACGGAUUCUGCCACGUGGCAAACAGCAAUGCGCGCCGCUACGUCGUGAGCCGCCAGGCGGACGCAAUCUGGGCGCCUCUGGAGAUUGCUGAUGGGGAAGGCGGCAUCAAGCUGCCUUUCCUGGUCGAAUUCUUCUUCUCCCGCACCCCCACAGCUCGUCUCGGCAGCAUGGUCGGGUUUGAACAAGACGGAGCGUUUCGCACCUCUGUGGUGGUUGAGGAGUCGCUAGACACCAACGAGCGCCGCCCCUCCGACUGGGUCUGGCCCACGUGGGGCCCGGGCGGCGUCCCGUCCCUUCUGCCCGACCAACUGCCGCCCGUUCCGGCACUAGAUGACAAGACAAUGGUAGCACUUAACACGUCAGCACCGUCCACGUCAGCAUCAUCCAUGGCAUCUGACGGCGGAGAAGCGGCGCCGUUCCGGCAGAUGAGUACGGAGGAGCACUGGUGGUGGGGCACGCCGGAGCGCCUUAUGACCAACUGGCACGGCCAAUGGCGAUGCUGGAAGCCGCUCGAAUCAACGGACGCGAUCCGAUCCUUUAAAUCCGUGCGAAAAUUCUGGGCCACGUCACCCGAUCGCAGCAGUUUCGCUCACAUGAACGACUUUUACGACGAGCAGGGCGAGGUGCCCAAGUUUCGGCCUCCGGUCGGCGUGCAAUGGGACAUGUCACUGACAGAGCACAGCCUGCCGGACGGAUUCUGCCACGUGGCAGUCGGCACAGCGCGCCGCCACUCCGUCAGCAGGGAGGGGGACGGGAUAUGGGGGCCUCUGGAGGUGGGGGAUGGCGCGGGGGGCAUCAAGCCUUUUGUGGAGGAGUUUUUUUUCUCCCACACCCCCACGUCUCGUUUCGGCUGCAUGAUCGGAUACGAUCCCGAAGGAGCACUGCGCGCCUACGUGGCGGCCGAGGACUCGCUAGACACUAACGAGCGCCGCCCCUCCGACUGGGUCUGGCCCACGUGGGGCCCGGGCGGCGUCCCGUCCCAGCUUCCCGACCACCUGCCGUCCGUUCCGGCACUAGAUGACAAGACAAUGGUGGGAACUCGCACUAUCCUGACCCGGAAUCUUAUGGUUCAGGAGCGGGAGAACGUGUCCUGGGCAGAGGAAUGGGGCCCAAACAGUGCUGCCGCUGCUGCUGCCGUUGCAGCAGCUGCAGCAACCGCUACUGCUGCUUCAGCUGAAAAAUCUGCUGCAGCGGAUGCCGCAGCAGCAGCAGCAGCAGCUGCUGCUGCUGGGUUCGUGGGCCGAGUGCCUGAGGGAGACGAGGACCGGUAUGCGGCGUUUGCUCUGCCGCACGGGGUGGUGGUGUGCGCCCCUCGCUCCCUGCAGCUGGUGGCAGGCAGGCCGUUUGUGCUGUCGGUGUCGUGGGUGGUGGGGGAGGGUGAGGUGAAGCGCAUCACUGCAUCGUGGGGAAGUACUGGCAGCUUUGAGAAAGUGGAGGGCGAGUGGUACAAGCGACAGGCGUGA
This is a messenger RNA of Closterium sp. Yama58-4, 9377 nucleotides long. NCBI's taxonomy places the organism in Eukaryota, Viridiplantae, Streptophyta, Zygnematophyceae, Desmidiales, Closteriaceae. The record is from the annotation of a GenBank genome assembly.